Mytilus californianus (California mussel) is the source of this 1965-nucleotide messenger RNA. RefSeq names its product leucine-rich repeat-containing protein 15-like. The record is from RefSeq and is a predicted model, not a curated record. Gene Ontology annotation, molecular function: protein binding. Bases 189 to 1949 code for a protein of 586 amino acids. NCBI's taxonomy places the organism in Eukaryota, Metazoa, Mollusca, Bivalvia, Mytilida, Mytilidae. The transcript has 2 exons.
ACCAUUUAAAACCACCGUAAAACAUGUGAUAUAUUGAAUUUAGUAUUUUAUCAAAUUCACUUUACCUGAGAAGUGUGUAUAUAACACCUGUAAACAUUAUGGCUUGUUUGAUUAGAAUGGACUACAUUUUUAUACAAGGGCAGAGUGCAUAUGUAAAACAAAAGUUAUACUAAAAUGAAGAGAUCUGGAUGGAAAUGAAAAUGGCGAAGACUUUAUUAUUCGUAAUGAUAUGUACAAUACGUUUAAAAACGGCGCUGCUCUGUCCUACAUUGUGUAAUUGCAACGAAGAAUACUACAUUUACUGCGAUAGCGUUUCGUUAAAUGAUAAUCAGUUACCAUUUGUACUAGCAGAUGUUUCCGAAACUGCAACAUACAUAGAUUUCAGUUACAACCUUUUACGAAAUAUCUCCGUUAAUUUAUUCACAAGAUUUCAGCAGUUGAAAUAUUUGAUAUUUUCAGACAACAAUAUUCAGAAUAUAGAUCCGGGAUCUUUUGACCAGUUACCUAAUUUGUUUGUUCUCGAUUUGAGAAAUAAUAAACUUCAAACUAUUGGAAGCAACAUUCUUUCUGCACAGACAAUUCUUAGUCGGUUAUAUUUACAAAACAAUGAUAUUGAAUCUAUCCAUCCAGAUGCAUUUCGGAAUUUAUUUCUUCUGAAAGAGUUGCAUCUACAAAGAAAUAAAUUAACUACGUUACCAUUAACUGUGUUCCGUGACAUGCCGAUGCUGACUUCUUUAAAUUUGUUUGAUAACAAAUUAGAAUUUCUGGCAGACGAUACAUUUUCAGGUUUGAUAUCUCUACGAAAAUUGUUCUUGCAAAACAAUGUUAUUUCAAACUUAUCGCAAAAAGCGUUGCAUGGCCUUUCUAAAGUUAGAGCUUUAUACAUCCAUGGCAACAGGAUUCUGGGUAUUGAAAAGAUUCAUUUUGAUGGAUUGCGAUCGAGUAUUCAGAUUUUAAAUAUAUCAGAUAAUCAAAUAGCCGAAAUCAAACAGGACACUUUCAAAGACAUGUACAAUCUUAAAACUCUGGACCUAACCAACAAUGAAAUACAUGUUAUAGAAAACUUUUCAUUUGAGUUACUUUCCUUGGAUAAUUUAUUAUUACAGGGCAAUAGCUUAACACAUUUAUGGAAGACAUAUUUCACGGGUGCGAAAAAAAUAAUGUGUCUUGAUAUAAGUUACAAUAAACUCACAGAUAUUUCAAACGAUGCGUUUGACAGUCUGCAGAACUCUAUUCGUAUACUCAAAUUAAACAAUAAUCAAAUAAAACAUAUCCAUGUAGGUAUGUUUAGAGGAAUGAAGUAUUUGCAAGAACUUAAUCUCGCUAACAAUCAAAUAAUAAACAUAGAUUCAAAUGGAUUUGAAGACUUGCAAAAGUUAAAAGUGUUAAACCUACAUAAAAAUCAACUAGAGUCUGUGAAUGGUAAAUUCAUACGUGGAUUAGCAUCUCUUAAGGUUUUAUACCUAGACUGUAAUCCACUAAAGACUGCAAUAGAUUUCAGUUUUAUCAAUCCAAUUCGAAUUACAAUGAAUCUUACUUUGCUGGCAGUCAUUGAAAACAGCGUUAACAUAUCCUGGCCUUUCAAACAUGGCAGUCAGAUUUAUUGGUCAGUUACCGUUAUUUGUGCACAACAAACCAAAAAUUGCUUGGUAGAUAGGAAACCAGAGUAUUUCCCGCCAUUUACGGAGAGUGUUUACUUAGCUAACUUAUCGCCAAGCUCUACGUUGUAUAUUUGUGUAAGUCCCAUUUUUAUUAACAGUGACAUUAGCAUUAAGCAGUGUUUAUAUGUAAACACAUUGGCCAAAGCAGCAUCGACUGCAGAAAAUCCUACUCUAACGACGGCACCAGUUUCAACGGGUAAACAAGUGCAUCCAAUACAUUUUUUGUACGCAGAGUUUAUUUAUAUAUAUUUUAUUUUAAUCUAUCUUAUACAUGUAAUCCUGAAUUAAAACAGUUAUCAUCCUA